AUGGAUCAAGGCUAUGGAGGGCCGGUGGAGAGGUCGCGGACGCUUUCGACGUCUGGUCCCGUGCCCAACGGGGACGGUGAGGCCAUGAAGGACACCGACGUUCAAAUGCAACCCGCACCUCAGAACGAGACGGAAAACAGCAAAGCCGCGCAACCAUCACAAGAAUCACCUCGGCGGUGUGAAGGCCCUGUACGGACGUCGUCGCCCGCGUCGGCCGGCACAUCAGAGUCUGGCUCGACUAGCGCCUCCGAGUCGGAACAUGCAAGGGGAGAGACUACGUCGGCCCUCACAAACCGGAAGUCCCGCCGCCAUUCGGCCCCACAGCCGUCUCCCCUGGAACCGCCUGUAACUCGCUCUACAUUAAGUGAGCUUGACGUGUCUAAGAUCAUUCACAACCCAAAACUGCGUCAUGAUAUCAACUUCGACCCCGAACUGCAUUUCCGACCGAACUUGGAUGGCGAGAAGGGCCGCAAAAAGCAGGAAAGGGCGAACCAAUUCUGGAAAACACUCAAGGAAGAACUCAUCGAAUUCAUCAUGGAUCGGCCAAGCUUUGACCGGAAGCACGGCGAACGAAAUGACUGGACUCUACCCGCCUUGCUGAAAGCUGUCAAGGAAAUCAUUCAGACCCUGGUACCUCAGCGCGAUCGGCAGUUUCUCGACGAGGGCCUGAACGUGGAGCUGCUGAUGCAACAAUUUAACAAGGGCAUUGCCGACCUGGAGAAACUGGCAUCGUGGCUGUCUCGUGUCCUCAAGUCACACUGCGCUCCCAUGCGCGAUGACUGGGUCGACACCAUGUAUACGCAACUGAGCAACGGAAACCGCAAUGGCGACCUCGACGAACUGGUAACGGGCAUGCGCAGCCUCCUGAGCGUUCUCGAGGCCAUGAAGUUGGACGUCGCGAACCACCAGAUUCGAUGCCUGCGACCAGUGCUCAUCGAAGAUACGACUCACUUUGAACAAAAGUUCUUUUUGCGAAAGAUUCAAUCGCGCAAGGUGGACGUCACCGGCGCAAGGCUCUGGUACGCGGACGCCGAGCGGAUAUGCGAUCGCCUGCCGGGCACUUCCCAAACCUUCGGCGACAUGGGGGUUUUCUUUGACGGGCUCACCCGGCUGCUGCUUCCCUCUACAACAGAAAAGCGCGUGCCGAGCACCUUCCUGUUCGACGAAGAGCGCAUCAUGAAGCUGAGAUCUGACGUGUUGGACGCCAUAAACCUUGACGUGUGCAUGCGCAUGUACGAGGAGCUCGAGGGUCUUGGGUCGCUCGACUACAAGGUCUUGGGCGCUAGGCGGGUUAUGGACGAGUUUGACCGCUGCGCAACCCCUGAAAGCGACUUCAACUUCAACACGCCUCCGUCGAGCUCUCGACCUUCGAGCUUGGUCUUCAGCUCUGCUGGCUCGACGUCUUCGUCUCCUCGAUCGUCGGUUGUCCUCCCGUCGUAUGUCGCUCCGGAGAAUACUGAAGCCCGAGCAAAGGCCCGCAGUCUAUACACCUCCCUCGUGGCCCUCUUGCAAACUGCGACGCCGACGUCGCGACCUCAUGCGCGUUGGCAGGAAAUGGCCCCAUACAUGGCUGUACAGAUCUUCCGGUCCACAAGCGCGCCCCAAGAUAUGCUCGCCACCUUCGAAGAGAAGGUUGUCAACACAAUCUGCAGAGCCAAGUCCGAGCUCUACGCGGAGGUCGAGUCUAACUUCCGCCAACGACUCAUGGCAGAGCUGAGCGGUCGCGUACGGGAGUUGAAGGCGCUUUCUGGCGUCUCGCUCUUUGCCGUCGCCACGGGUGCUCGCAUCCAGAACAGCGGCGUGCUGCAGACAAGCCGCGAUACGGAGACGUCUUCUCGUGACGGCCUGGAGGAGGGUGGCAUCGAAGACAUGGCAACCCGUCUCGCCCAUCUCGGUAUCCUGCACUGGAGGGUCUGGGCCCCUCUCGUAUACUCUGGCGACCAGGACGACAUGGUUCUCGAUGACGCACCAAACCAGAUCUGA
This is a messenger RNA of Purpureocillium lilacinum, 1983 nucleotides long. RefSeq lists its product as uncharacterized. NCBI's taxonomy places the organism in Eukaryota, Fungi, Ascomycota, Sordariomycetes, Hypocreales, Ophiocordycipitaceae. The record is from RefSeq and is a predicted model, not a curated record.